UCAGCAGACAAUUCUAACAAAGAAUUGUCACAGUAGAAAUUUUGUUUUAUUCAAAAGUUUAAUCUGUCAUGUGGAAUACAAUAUUAUAUUUUAUCCAACGAAUCUUCUUCAAUCGGGAUAGUUUAGAACCCGAUGAGGAAAUCAAGAAUUCCCAUGACAGCCAGAGUGACGGGGACACCGAGGACAGGUCCAAGGUGAGAACUCCGUCUGGUACAAUGUCAUCAUCAAAACAAAUGAACGGGGAACAUCUCCCUGUGAUGUCUUUUCAAAAGAAACAACAGCAGACGAACGUAAUGAAACAAGCUCACUGGUGCAGUUCAUGGCCGACAAUAGUCUUAACUGUGAAUAAAUCAGAUGACAUGACAAUUGUUCAGAAGAAGCUACAAGACAUCGAUAAACUCACUUCGGAAAGGGAAAUGUUAGUAAUUGGAUUGGAGAAUUUUGAACAUCUCGAUGAGAAACUUGAAACAGUGAACGAAGACAAAGCGUUGAAGACUGAGAUUGUGAAACUGAAUGUUAAAAUGGCGGGGCUGAUACUACAGCGCCACGAUGAAAUGAAGAAAACUGAACAAACUAUAGAACAUCUUAAUAAGACCGUUGAAAAUAUCACGUCUGAAAAUCUAAAUCUGCGUGUUCUAAUGGCGGAGCUGAUGCAUCGCCAGAACGGUGAAAUGAACAAAAUGGCGGAAAGUAGAAAAUGUCUGAAGGAAAAUGUAGUCAGAAUGUCGUCUGAAAUUGCGACCCUGCGACGUAAAAUGGAAUGGUUGGCGGACUAUCAGCAGAAUGACGGGGAAAAAGGCGAGGCUGUAAGAAGACUGAUUGAGACUGCAGAUAGGAUAACGUAUGAAAAUGAUAAGCUGAAGCAGGAAAUCGAUCGUCUUCGAGACUGCUUUCGAGAUGACUCCAUCACGAAUAUCAUUAGUGGCGUAGAGGAGGAGUUUCUCAGGGCUACAGACUGCAGGAAAAUCAAGGAUAAGCAGGAUCGCGCUAAGCUUGGCGACAAGAAGUUCCAGGCCGCCGUCAAAGAUGAUCAGAAACACCGGGCACUGAUCAAGCAUCAAUUGAACAAGAAACCAUUGCAAAAAGGUGAAGAGGUCAAACUAAUUAGACCCCCAGUCCGACUUUCUGGGCCUCACCUUCCGAAAUUACGGGACUUCAAGCCGCUCAUGCGUCUGGGAAAAGGAACGUUUGGAAAAGUUGUCCUAGUUAGGAAGAACGGAGGUGUUGAUAACGGCGCACUAUACGCCAUGAAGAUGAUAAAUAUCAUCGGGAAUAAAUCACAAGAAAAUGAUCGUGAACAGUGUAGAACAGAACAUGCUGUUCAUGAAAGAGUUGCGAACGUUCCGUUCCUAGUGGGACUCUACUACGCCUUCCAGACGAAUUCAAAUCUGUGCCUGGCCCUUGACUAUUAUCCAGGCGGCGAUUUGCGGACUAUGUUAAACUGGAAGAAAAAACUUGCAGAAAGCACAGCUAGACUCUACCUCGCUGAGAUAGUCUUGGCCGUAGACCACCUGCAUAAGAUUGGAGUAAUCCAUCGGGACCUUAAACCAGAAAAUAUACUGAUCGACUCUGAAGGUCAUAUAGCGGUCACGGACUACGGACUGUGCAAAGAAUUUCCACCCGACGCAAAGAUAUAUCAUGUUGAUGAUGUAUGUGGCACAAGUGACUACAUGGCUCCAGAGAUGAUUCAACACAAAGGUUACAGCAUGGAAGUGGACUGGUGGAGCGUAGGGGUCAUCGCGUACGAAAUGAUGGCUGGGUUCAGACCCUUUGUUAUUGCACGCGACGAAAGCAUGACGAAACUUUGUCGAAAAAUUGUGCACAAGUUGCCAGCGAUCCCUAAGAAUUUCACAUUCAUAGGGUCAAGUUUUGUCAGAGGCCUAUUGGAGAAAAUGCCAUUAAAACGGUUAACAUCAGGGAAGACCAUCAAGCAGGACAUCAUGCAGCAUCAGUUCUUCAAUGGUAUCAACUGGGAUAAAGUUGCUAGCAAAAAGCUGAAGAUGCCGUAUGUUCCACCUUAUAACAGCAGCAAAGACGUCCAUCCUGUCCAGAAUCUGAAAAUAGAGCUUCUAGCUCAUACAACUGGUUGCAAGAGAGCUGAGGCAUGCUUAUAUGUAGCACCAUCCCUGAUUCCAAGCAAUGAAUAAGGAACAGGAACUUCAAAGGAGUGCCCAAACGAAGUUAAGAAAACAACCCAUCUCAGACAGUUUGGACACAACUGAAUUAUCCCCGGAAGCAUUAAUACGUCGAUGUGAAGUGAUGUA
Messenger RNA from Zootermopsis nevadensis, 2264 nucleotides. RefSeq lists its product as uncharacterized. NCBI's taxonomy places the organism in Eukaryota, Metazoa, Arthropoda, Insecta, Blattodea, Termopsidae. The record is from RefSeq and is a predicted model, not a curated record. Gene Ontology annotation, molecular function: protein serine/threonine kinase activity; ATP binding. Gene Ontology annotation, biological process: protein phosphorylation.